AUGAGCAAAGAGUGCCUCUGGGCCUGGGGCAGUGUGGACCAGUAUAAAAGGCAGUCCCACAGCAGGCUCCUCAUCCACUUCUCUUACCUUCUCCUCCCUGGUGAACAAGGUAAGUAGCCAGUGCUCGUCCAUCCCUCAGCCAUGUCCUGCUACGAUCUGUGCCGUCCCUGUGGGCCAACCCCGCUUGCCAACAGCUGCAACGAGCCCUGUGUCAGGCAGUGCCAGGACUCGCGGGUAAUUAUUGAACCAUCUCCCGUGGUGGUGACCCUGCCCGGCCCCAUCCUCAGCUCCUUCCCGCAGAACACCGCCGUGGGCUCCUCCACCUCCGCUGCUGUUGGCAGCAUCCUGAGUGAGACAGGAGUGCCCAUCAACUCUGGAGGCUUCAGCCUUGGUGGCCUUGCUGGCCUCGGUGGCCGCUACUGUGGCAGGAGGAGCCUGCCCUGCUAA
Molecule: messenger RNA, 447 nt
Organism: Colius striatus (speckled mousebird)
Lineage: Eukaryota; Metazoa; Chordata; Aves; Coliiformes; Coliidae
Product: feather beta keratin
Cellular component (GO): intermediate filament
Molecular function (GO): structural constituent of cytoskeleton
Source: RefSeq, a predicted model, not a curated record